Messenger RNA from Alosa sapidissima (American shad), 4128 nucleotides. RefSeq lists its product as uncharacterized. Gene Ontology annotation, biological process: endosome organization; Ras protein signal transduction; protein K63-linked deubiquitination. NCBI's taxonomy places the organism in Eukaryota, Metazoa, Chordata, Actinopteri, Clupeiformes, Clupeidae. The record is from RefSeq and is a predicted model, not a curated record. Gene Ontology annotation, cellular component: dendritic spine; extrinsic component of endosome membrane; extrinsic component of plasma membrane. Gene Ontology annotation, molecular function: cysteine-type deubiquitinase activity. Bases 1678 to 3975 code for a protein of 765 amino acids. The transcript is spliced from 7 exons.
UUGUAAUGGCCAUCCAGAAGGGUAGCAGUGGUAAGGAAGUCGCCAUGGUACAAAAGAAGGAGAAAAGCUGUGUGGUUCAGUAGCAUCAGGACAGCUGGAUCAGGAUUUGCAUCAGGAAAUGAUUUCUGUUUAUGAUUGGACUCCUGGAAACGCAAGGGGAGUCUAUGAUGUUUGCUCAGAGUCAUUUCCAAAGGAUGUGAACCGGUCUUUUUUAAAAUAUCAGUUUUAAUUGCAUUUCAUUUUAUCAAAUUUGAGAUAGAAAUGUUCAUAUUCACAUAAUCUUGUUAAUUGAAGGGGGCAUAUUUUGUACUAUCUGUUUACACUUGGCAACCAAGGCAUUUGUCAUCAUUACAAUGUAAGCAUUUAUUUCAAUGCUCAUCACAACCAGCAAAAUAUGCCUGUAAUACAUAUUCUCCACUGCUAAAGCAUGCAUUUCAUGUUUUUAUAGAAAUAACGUUUAUAUCUCUAUCUCCAAUGUCUUGUUCCUCUGAUUCUGUCUGACACUAAACAUUUGUCAGGAGCGACAUCUAGAGGUUACAACAGUUAAGUUAUUCUUAAGUGCCCCUCUUGGACGAUAAGCUUACAGCUUGAAUUGACAGAUUGUAACAUGGUUAAAUGAUCAGAUUGAUAAAAAUGACUGAAUUUUUCUUCUUCUUUCAAAUAAUAAAUAAAUACAUAAAUAAAAUGAUGUCAAGACAAUUUAUUUAUACAUCACAUUUUACGCAACAGGGUUGACCCAAAGUGCUUUAGAAAUUAUUACAAUGUUAUUUACAAAUUAUCAAAUGAUUACAUAAAAAUGCCAAAAUACCAAAUAAUAAUACAAUAGGCUACAGAAUACAAAAUGCCUACAUAAGAAAUAAAAUAAAAUGUACGUAAAAUAAUAAUUUUAAAAAAUGAUGUAAUUAGGAGGUGCUAUAAUAUGUAAUAUCAUAAUUAUCCAUAUAUUUGUUAAUUAUGAGGCAUUAGGCUACUUGUAGGGCAUUAUUACCAACCGUAAGCUUUUAAAAUGGCCUUUCCUUUUUGUUGCUUUGGUAGACUGAAAACAGGUAGAACUUUUUAGAAUCUCUGAAAAUAAACAUGAUGUCAUAAAUGUAUUGUCAGUGAUGAAUGCAUGAACAAUGAAUCAAUAUUCAGAGUAAUAGUCAUUAAAUGGAAAUGCGUGGGAAAAGGUAAGUAGUUUUGAUUAACUAGUUCUAAUGAUUUUGCCUUAUAGUACUAUUCACAUUUUUUUUUUUUUUUUUUUGUAAUGUGUAAGAUGUGUUUGAUACAGUUUAUGUGUUUAUGUAUUAUUGGCCAUAUGUUAAGACAUAAAGAUCCUAAAGAUCACAAGUAGAAUCACUGGUAAAAAAAGGUUGCUAGGACACAGUUGUCAGGGAGUCUUCUAUCUCUUUUGUACACUCUCAAACACAAGCAAUUUCCCUAAACAGCACAACUCUAAGGGAUUGGAGAAUGUGUUGCUCUUGAGAGCAGGUUUCGCUGCAAACGUCAGUUUGGUAGAGGUUUGAAGCAGAGUGGAGCUCAGGCUGAAUCAUCUCUUACAACAGACAGAAACAAAUCUUUAGGCCAUGGUCAUUGUUGGUCAACUGUUUCAACUUCUACAUUUCUUUCCAUACCGAUUAUUGUCAAAUGUAGAAGGGUUUUUUUUUUUUCUGGAGGACUGUUUGACCCUUAUCCAUCAUGAGUUUGAAAGCAAGAGUGAUGCGUGUCCGUGAGAUUGCAUGGGCUCAGGAGGAGUGUCCAUUCUUUGAGCCAGUGGAUAUCGCCUCUGAGGGAAAUGGCUUGUGUGCUCCUGGCCUUUUCAAAUCAAGAAAGGUGAGGCCUGUUGCCAGAAUCAAGAAAAGUUCCAUGUCUCUGACUCAGAGCUCACCUAAGGAGUUCUUUUUGACACUGCUGGAAAGAACUGCGAUAGAGGAGCUAUGUUAUAAGGUGAACAGAACCCUUGAUGAGGACCUUACAAUCUACUGUCAGAAUACAGAGAGGUUGGCAGAAGUUCAUUACUUUGACUUUGUCAUGUGGAUUGCCAUUGGCCUCAGAAUUGGGCUUCACACUGAAGCUUGCCUGGGUCGUCCUGUUCGGAUCACGCCGUCCAUAGAGAACUGGUUGGAGAAGUUGAGCGGUUCUUUCCAGAACACCCUGCUGUGUUUAUGCAGACGCGGUGAGGAGGAGCACUGGGAGAUUCUCCACACGCUCAGAGAGCACGUCUCACGUCGCUUCCAAGAAACAUACACACCUGGCCAACAGCUGCUGGUGAAGAAGUUCAGCCUUUUGGUGGACGGUCAGGUUUGCCCCCUGAAUGUGGCCGUGCUCUUUGAGCUCUCAACUGGCUAUAUGUGCAACUUCUACCUGUACUCCAUGCCGCUGCUCCAGAGAGGCUCUCAGGCAUCAGUAUUGGAGCAAGUGCUUCACCAUCUCCUCAAACCAUACGUCAACAAGGGCUACCAUGUGCAACUGGACAGUUCAGCCUUCAUGAAGGGCAAGCUAACCCAGAUAUUCUCUGGCCUGGGAAUAAAUCUCAAGGUUGUGAACUUUGGCCUGAAUGAGCCUGUGUCUGAGAACGAGUGCCCUCCAUUGGUGGAGCAGUACUCAAAUCUGCUGCAGUCUCAUCUCCAGGGCUGGGUUGGCCCUGCGGUGCUAAGCAACUCGGGUGUCACAGACAUGCUCUUCCAGGGCUUCUGGCUGACCGUGCAUCUCACUGCCAUCAACUCCUUUGUUAUGCACUCAAUGCCAGUUAUGAAAACUGAGGGAUGCAUGAAUUUGAGUGAGUUUGUUAAAGUCGUUGCCUCACAACUGCCCAUGGAAUACUUUCUAGCAACUCCAGGGACAUCAGAAGCACGCAACUCAACAGACUGGUGUUGUAACUCAAAUGCAAGAACUUGGUCUUCUGACAGCGGCCGCUGCCUGAUCUCUCCAGAGGAGCUCAGCUCCACCAGCAGCGGUGUCUCUGGGGCCCGACGGCAGCCGGGCCUGUGCGGCCUGGUCAACUCGGGCAACUCCUGCUACAUGAACGCUGUGCUGCAGUGCCUCUGCAGCACCGUGCCUCUGGUGGAACACCUCCUCAGCGAGCAGACCAAGGAGGACAUAUCCAGGAGGUCCUGUGAGGUGGCAGGGGCCUUUGUCACUUGCCUGGAGACAAUGUGGUCAGGACAAAUGGACACUUGGUGCCCUUCCAAAGUGAGAGGGAAAAUGUGUGGCCAGCACUCUCUAUUUAGCAACAACUCUCAGCAAGAUGCCCAGGAGUUUCUUCUCUUCCUCUUCAACGCCCUCCAUGACGACCUCGUCAAGAAUGGAGGCAAACUAAAGAGGGUCUCCAGCACUAAACAGGGCAAGAAGACCCCUAACCUUGCCACUGACUCGUCCAUCAUCACAAACCUCUUUGAAGGCCAGCUCACCUACAACACUCUCUGUAUGCACUGUGACCAUCAGACGCACAGCAACCAGAUCUUCACCAUCCUGUCCCUGCCCAUCCCACCCGACAACUACAAGUGUCCACUGCAGGACUGCCUGGCUCUGUUCUUCCAGCAGAGCACUCUGACCAAAGGAGACCAGAUGUGGUGCACCCAGUGUGGGAUGAGGCGCGACGCGGCUGUCCUCACCACGCUGUCUCAACCCCCAGAGGUUCUCAUACUUCAUCUGAAACGGUUUGAUUGUCAGGGACAAACCAAAAGGAAGCUUAGAACAAAUGUAAUUUUCCCUUUGACAAAUUUGGAUCUUUCUCCUUAUCUAAGCAAUUCAUCAUCUCAACACAAUAAUUAUUCAUUAUAUGGUGUGGUGAACCACACCGGCGACUUGGACAUGGGCCACUACACCGCAUGCUGCCGCAGCAGCAUGACCAGGAGAUGGCACGUGUUUGAUGAUGCCAAUGUGGAGAGCCUCCCAGAUGUUGUUGUUCAGUCCCCAGACGCGUACAUCCUUCUCUACUCACGAGAACAAUAUAGUAGACCCCGUAUUCCAGCGGCGCGCCUUCACACACGUUAGCAACUAACAAUGGCAAUAUCAAAUGGAAAUGUAAUAGGUUUACAGAACUCAAACUUUAUAAAAAAUGUAAGUCCUGCUAUGUCAAGAUGGAUUGUUAUAUUUGGUCAUGUAAAGAGCAUAUUUGAAAUAAACUAAAUACAUUUGAACAUAAAA